AUCAUAACAACAGGAAACAUAAAUGGCGAAGUGGAUAUAACGAGCAGUUCACAUGUUGACAAUUUUGUGCGUAUGCGCAGACGAGGCGCAGGUCGCGUCCAGGCUUUUCAAUACCUAAAUUGAUGUUCUGGGCAUGCGUGAAGAGUCCUGCUGCGGGCUGCAGCCAGUCCAGCAUAGUGAAUGGAAACCAGCUCGUUUCGUUUUCAGUCGGGGGCUUUCGGCAGGCUUUACCAAAGCUGCCACACCUCCUACAUCAUUCUAAGUUAAGGUGCGGAUGUGGUCUGGGCAGUGAUCCUGGGUGUACUGCAGCAGACGUGUUGAAUUGAUUGACAGCUCCUCCUCUCCCACUCCCGACACCAGCCAUGGAGGUCGAGGCAGUUGCCGUGGGCAACCUGAUCGAUUUCGACUUGUCCCCAUGUCCCGAGGGGGCGCCGGGUGCCCCAGCUGGCGCUCUUGCCGGCAUGGACUUCCAGCAGCCCCUCCUCCCCGAGCCGCUGGCCCCCGCCCUGGGCUCUGACGCCCACCGCGACGACGGCAGCGCGGGCGACCGUGGCAACGACAGCGAGGCGACUGAGUCGGCGGACAGCGAGAACGAGGGAGCAGAAUCUCCCUCCCACCCCUGGGGCUCCUCCCGCCGGUCCUCCUCGUCCAGUCACAGCGCAGAAGAGGAGGGCGGAGCCGAGGUGGCGGAGUGCAAGGAGUUCAUGAAAGCCUACGUGGAGAAGGUGUUCCACAGCAGGGAGGAGUUUGAGCAAGAGGAGAAGGCUCGCUUUGGAGAACUGUGCAGCGGAGAAAAUGCAAAAGGACGGGAGUGGUUCGCCAAGUACGUCAGUGCACAGCGCUGCAACUCCAAGUGCGUGUCAGAGCAGACCUUCUACCGGCUGGUUCAGUCAUUCGCCGUCGUUCUCUUUGAGUGCUACCAGAUGGAUGACUACAGCCCAGCCAAAAACCUGAUGACGAUGUGCUUCACAUACUACUACAAAGGCAGGUGCCAGCUGUCCCCCACGGAGCUCCUGGAGCGCCCGGCGAGCGGCAUCGACUCGUACCUGCGCAGCGCCAACACCUGGCUGUCGGGCAAGAAGGACAUCGCCGAGCGGCUGCUGAAGAACACCUCCGCCAAGACCGACGUCAAGGGCUUCUUCGGGGGCCUGGAGAGCAAGCUGAGAGGUCCCUCCGCACGCAAGACCGGAGAUGCAGAAAGCCCGGCCGAAGAAAAGCCCAAAACGCCCGUGUCUCCUGAGUCUCCUGAUGAAAACAAGGGGGAGAAGAUCUACCUGUACACACACCUGAAGCAGCAGCCCAUCUGGCACACCUUGAGGUUCUGGAACGCUGCGUUUUUCGAUGCUGUCCACUGCGAGAGGAAAAAGAGGUCACCAACAACGAGGCGGACGGCUGAGGAAGAGAAAGGAGAGAGAGAGAAAUGGUGUCACAUGACCCAGGAGGAGAAAGAUGACAGCUCGAGGUUCAAUGAGAACAUCACCUUCGGCCAGCUCGGGACGUUUACACACAACAUGCUGGCCUUCGGUCUCAGCAAGAAGCUCUGCAACGAUUUCCUCAAGAAACAGGCAGUCAUCGGGAAUCUGAAUGAAGAACAGUACAAGCUGCUCAGUGACCACAUUGAGCAGAUGGCUGCAGAGUGAUGUGGACUUAUCUGCUCAACCUCUGAAGACCACUUGAUCUACAUCUGCUUAUCCCUGCUUACCUCCUCUUCCCCCUACUCAAGCCUGCUCACCUCCACUUCCCCCUGCUGAAGCCUGCUCACCUCAUCUUCCUACUGCUCAAACCUGCUCACCUCCACUUCCUCCUGCUCAAGCCUGCUCACCUCCACUUCCUCAUGCUCAAGCCUGCUCACCUCCUUUUCCUCCUGCACAAACCUGCUCACCUCCACUUCCUCCUGCUCAAUUCUGCUGACCUCCACUUCCUCCCGCUUUGCUUUACUUCCUCCUGUUCACCUCAGCUUUCCCCUGUUCAUCUCCAUUUCCUCAAAGUCAUGACUGCUCAUCUUCACUUCCGCUCCCUCUUUGCUGGUCUUCUCCACCCCAUGUGCGUCAACACCGCUCGCUCCCGCUUCCUCUGGGUCAGCUGCUCACCUCUACUUCCUCCUUCCUAUGUCUUCCUCCUGUGAUACACCUGCGACCUGACCAGCCCUGUUCCUCAGUGACACAUAGCAGCAGUCCUGAGGUGGGGGAAGGGGGAAGAGAGAGAGAGUUUUGUUUGAGGGGUGACUGUUUUUCUUCAGGUGAUAGCAGCUCACACAGUGUUCCAAGUAUGAAUCUGACUAAAGCUUGUAGGACAAAUCCUCCUCCUUAAGGCAGUGCCCCCAACCUUGUGGCAGCUUUCCACAUGCCCUAACUUUAUUACCCACCCUCCCCCCCCCUCCCGCCCCUAACUGACACGCUGAAGCAUGAGAUGAUUUGAUACUGACUGCAAGUUGUUACAAUUGCAAGGUCACCUGAAUAAUCCGUCCAAUCCCAAUGAGGUGUUUUUCUCUCCCUCUCUCUUCUGAUUGGUGGAUACGUGUGCAUUGGGUUUUGGGUGAGAACUACCCCCUCCUCAAUGUGUCAUGCUAUGGAAAAGGCACUGUAUGAAUUUAAGUCAUUUUUGUUAUGGUUAUUAUCAGUACUCCAAUGUGUUUGUUAUCAGCGGAACGCAUGCAAAAAGAGCCACUUCGUUCUGUUCAAAGUGCCUUUGAUGCAUCAGAAGGUACCUCUUUGUAGAGUUAUUUUAGAUGCAAGCUUCAGUGUUAAAAAGGAUGGAUCCUCCUCCUCCUGUUGACUGGUGAUUGAAAGUGAAUGCAUCUUUAACAGUGGAACAAUGAGUCCUAUCUCCUUUUUUCCUGUGAGCGAGUGAGUGGGGCAAGUGAGCAAGGGAGUGAGUGAGCGAGCGAGUGAGAGUACGUGCGUGCACGCCUGCCCAUGGUAAUUUUGCCAUGUAUCCAUGUGUUAUGCAAAUAGGACACAAUUCUUGGUGGAGCAUGCAUAGUGUAAUUGCGGAAAUCAGCCCACUAGGGGCCAGUAACAGCAUUUCUCAGAGUAGCCCAUUAAAACUGUGGGUUCAUACUUUUCAAAUAUCGGACCUGCAUUCUCUGCUCCUCCAUCUUUGAGAAGCAAAGGCACUUAUGUAAUGUACAUGUGCAUAUUCUUUAGUGUGUACAUGUGUUAACAAAGAAAGGAAAUAUAAUAAUUUUUUGUGCUCUGAUGGCUCUUGCAAUAAUCUUGGAUGGGUUAAAGGGAUGAACUGUUUUCUUACUUGUUUAUUUAUUAGUAGUAAUAAAAUUGAUUUAUAUGUAUCUGCUGUACCUGUCUAAUGUGUAUAUAUUAAAAUAUGUGCAGAUAUUUUGUGCUUGCAAAGUGCAGUUGUUGCCUUUGGUUUCUCACCAUAACUGUGAUUCUGGCUUAAUCUUGAGUUGUUUUUUUUUUUUUUUUUCAUUUUUGUAAAUCUAUCCAGUCGGUUUGCAGUUUUGGAUAAGACUUUGUGAAUCUGAUGCACGUUUUAAUACUAUGUACCUACGUGUUGUUUUAUCUAUGGUGUCAAAUCGAAGAAUGUGUAAAACCAUAGAUGUUACAAAGUUCUUAGAUAUGUCUUUCUGUUCUGUGGACCGCUGGUUUAGUAGUAGAAACUGCCCAGCUGUAGUACAACCCCAGAGGGCCCACGGUUUUCCCACAGAGAUGUUAAAGUGACAUGCUUCAAGAGUGUGUGUUAGCUAUGUAGAGAAUAUACUUGUUGUUCUAUGAUGCUGUAGUUUGUAGACAUACUCAGUGUGCUGUAGCUGUAGCUAAUAGCGUUGUGUAGGUGUGGGUUUUAUUAUUGUGUUGUAGCUGUGUUGUGUUACUGUCCUCCUUGGUUACUACCAGUCACUCCAUUUGAAUCAUUUGUCUUGUCAUUGUUGUCUGCUUGUCUUCUUGCCAAGGGAAUGCCACCAAUCUCUUGUUGCCAUGCAAAGACAUUCUCCUGUCUUGUUACCUGAUAAGAAAAAAAACAUCAUCAUUGUCUUGUAGCUAUUGGAAUAUGCUCACUUUUGUCUGUUUGCUGGUUGCUGUCGGAUGAUCUGCCCCCUGGUCUUGUUGCUAUAAGACAUCCUAUCCAGUAGAGGGCAGAGUAAUAUAGUGUCAGAUGUAACACUGCUAAGCAUAUGUGCUGUUGCCUUCUCCUGCAUCAUGUCAUAUCUCAGAAUGCACAAUGACCUCUGCAUGGAGGGUCAUACUAAUCAAAGCAAACCGUGAUCAUAAAGAUGUAUUUUUGUGUGUCAAAUCUGAUGCAAGUUUUAGAAACAGUCACGUGUUGAAAUAAAAUUAUUUUGUAACAUGA
This is a messenger RNA of Anguilla rostrata (American eel), 4308 nucleotides long. RefSeq names its product KIAA0513 ortholog. The record is from RefSeq and is a predicted model, not a curated record. The coding region runs from base 363 to 1640 and encodes 425 amino acids. Lineage: Eukaryota; Metazoa; Chordata; Actinopteri; Anguilliformes; Anguillidae. The transcript has 15 exons.